Molecule: messenger RNA, 1554 nt
Organism: Penaeus monodon (black tiger shrimp)
Lineage: Eukaryota; Metazoa; Arthropoda; Malacostraca; Decapoda; Penaeidae
Product: DNA oxidative demethylase ALKBH2-like
Exons: 5
Coding region: 131-970 (279 amino acids)
Biological process (GO): DNA repair
Source: RefSeq, a predicted model, not a curated record
GACCUUUUAGUCCCCAGAACAUCUGCCGGGCAAGUAGACAGAUUUAAACGACGCGCCUCUUGCCUUACGUCACGACCAGCUGAGACGGACGUAAACAUUUCUCGCUCAAGUCCCUGUGGAAGUUGUCGUCAUGGACAAAUACGUAAUCAAAGUGAAGAGGAAGCACGCGAGGGAAGAAAGCGACAGCGGGAGGAAAACUUUUAAAGAAGGGGAUAUGAUUGAAAAGGAAGAUAGUAAUAAUUCUCCUCCAAAAUCAUUGAACCCCAACGCAUCAGGGGAAAAAAUUGACGAAGUUGGCGUUGCUUUGCUUUACGAGAAUGUCGACUUGCAUUUUCCUGGCAUAAAAUCGUCCUCUCUGAAAUGGCAGACCAUCCGGAGAGAUAAUUUAGAUCUGCGGUAUACGAUAUUGUUCAAAAAUAGUAUCGGGCAAUCCCUAAUUAAGAUAUUUGAAAGGGAAUUUGAGUAUUUUACAGGUGACUUAGCCAGAGUCAAGGUAUUUGGCAAGUGGUGUGACAUCCCAAGGAAACAGGUAACAUAUGGAGACCCAGGACUGACGUACAAGUACAGUGGCAUAACAACUCCGGCAAAACCUUGGCCGAAAUCCCUGAAGGCAGUACGAGAUCUUGUGAACAGGGUUACGGGAUAUGAUUAUAACUUUGUGCUUGUAAACAGAUACAAAGAUGGCAGUGAUAAGAUGGGAGAACACAAAGAUGAUGAGAAGGAUUUGGAUCACAGCACACCAAUUGCUUCACUUAGCCUUGGGCAGUCUCGUGACUUUUACUUCCGUCACCAGGAUGCCAGGCCACCCAAAAGCAUGAAAAUAGAAAAAGUCAGUCUGCUUCUUGAACAUGGAAGUCUGCUGUUGAUGAAUCCACCAACAAAUAAUUUUUGGUAUCAUGCUCUGCCACCUCGAAAGUCUGCAGGAGGACUCCGCAUUAAUCUCACGUUUCGAAAGAUUUUACGAAAGUGACAUGUUAAUGUGUAUGGAUAGCACAAUGUGUGUUCUUGAUUUGUCCCAACUCAUAAACCAUCCUUAAGACUCAUAUACUUAACUCGUAAGUACAUAACUUGUAUAAAAAUUGUCAUGUUAUUCUUUGGUACUUUGUCAGCUUGUUUGCUAAUAUAUUUAAAUUAAUUAUAAUACAGGAAAUAAAAGGAUAUGGGUUACUGUAUUUGUAAACCUUUGUAAGUUUAGGAAUGCUACUAAAAAGGAACAAAAGCAAAGAUAUUAAACAGAACUAAAUAUCAUAUCUUUUCCUAAUAUCUCAUUUUGUGCAGCUUUUGCAUUCAAAUGUCAUUGUUCAUAUUUUAUAAGGCUGUUGUAGUAUUUGCAUUCAUAUCCACAUAUUCCAAAAGAUAAAAAAAAAAAAAAAAAAAAAAAAACAUAUGUAAACAUACAUGUAGAUACACAUACAUUGCUACAUGCACACGCGCACAUCCACGCACCCACCCACCCACAUGGCAAGCAAAUAGAUUUAUAUAUUUCAGUGGCAAAGAAGGUAACUUACUUUUUAGUAAAAAUGAAUAAUAGAAAGAAUAUAAACUGCCAGUGCA